AUGGCACUUACUGGCGACGACGAGGACGACGACGAGGAUAUUGUUCGUUUGCAUCACGCUUCCUCGCUCGGCAACAUCGAGGCAUCUUCGUCACAGUCGGCCACAAAUCUAGCAGCGCGAAGUUACGAUUCUGAAGAUGAAACCAUGGGCAGGAAAAAAGGACGUCCUUUCGACACGGGACCCGGUUCGAGGCCACCCGUUUACUCGAAGGGAGACAUCCGCGAACAGUACUGCUUGACAGACAGACAGCUCAGCUCGAUAGAACAGCCACGGCGGGAGCGCUUUUUCGGCUGCUGGUCGGGCCGUAAUGCACCGCAGUCUUUUCUGGGGGUGUGUGUCGGCCGGAGAGCACCGUCGGAUGAGAAUCUUGCCGACUACGCACCGAUCCAGCGGUAUCCCAGAUACAUUCAACCGGGACCGAUUACGAAAUCCAUCCUGCAGCAGUACGACGAUGAGUUGGACAAUCCGUACUUCCGACGGAAACCGACUUCCUUUCUAGCAGGGAGCGCUGGCAGUGGGGUAGGCUCGAUGGUUACGGGAAGCAGUGUCACACUGCCGGCGGGAGACGUGCGACGCUGUACCUGGAUGCCUUUGGACGACGAUGCCGUUCGGAUAGAGGGCCCAAGACUGUAUCGGUGUCCAGCACAUACGGACCUACCGCCGGCUCCACCGCCACCACCACCACCCAACAUUGGCCUUAUCGACGGCAUGGCAGGCGGACCACCAAGGACCAAACACGUCAGUUUCGCCCGAUCCUACACACUGACAUCGUUCGACGAAGCCAUGGGUGGCCGGCCACGGUUGGCGGCAGCCAGAAGCCAAGAAAGACUGAUAGGCGGUAAGAAGCCAACAAUUACGCUGUCCCAGCAGCAACCGACCGCACAAUUCGGCACCCCCAUGCACUCCAUCCUGCAGCAACCGACUCACCAACCGCUGCUGGUUCAGCAAUUGCAACAACAACAGCAGCAGCAGCAGCAGCACCAGCAAAUGGUCGGCCAACCACAGGUACCCUCCAUUCAUCAGCACAUACACACCCACCAGCAUCUGCAGCACCUUCAACCGGUUCAUCCCGGUCAGCUCAUUAGUCAGCAUCAGCACCAGCACCAGCAUCACCACCCGGUGGUCGCACCUCAGUCACAGCAGCAACAGCAACAGCAGCACCAUCAAGCGCCGGGAAGUGGCUCUCUGUUGGUUCCUCCGACGCCUCCAAUCGGCAGUACCGGCCAACCGGAGGUCGUGGUGGUGGAAAAAAUAAAGCGAAGUGCCAUGAAAACGCAAGCAACUCAAACGGAGGUCUACGUCGGCAAGAAACCAGCGCCACCCCAUCAUCUCUCGUUGAGUCCUCGGACGGUGCACAGGGUAAAAAUGGUUUCACAAGGAGCACAAACGAAUGGUGGUCUCAAUGGACGGAAACUGACGAAAAGCCUCUCCGAGGCGGCGGAUCGAGUGCAGGAAAACGGAAUCGACGUGAUGCAGGACGAUGGAGGCCCCAAAACUCCAACCGAGCACGAGUUUCUUCAUCGAACACAGUCUGAAGAACCACCCAAGUCACCAUUUACCAUAACCUCACCGCCAUCCAAAUCACCGCUCAUGCAACAACAUUUCGAACUGCCGUCACGAACCUCGUCUCAGCUGAGCCACUCGGAAACAUCCCGCAGCGACAUUUAUCCGCCCGACACGGUACUAACCCAUUCUCGGAAUCACUCCCAGGACAGUGCGACUUCGUGCCGCUCAACUGAUGGAUCUCGAUCGUCCUACGAAACAAGUUCCUAUCCGUACGAAAUGUACGACAGCGUCGUCAUUCCGAGGAGGGGCAGCCACACUCUUUCGACCGAACCGUUCCAAGUGCUUCGCAGAGACAUCGAACAGGUUCACUAUCACGGUCACGAAAAUGGUUACGCAUUCGAAACACACAGUCUUCCGAGACGCGUCUGCAUCCAUCAUAAACCGGAAGAAUUUCAUACUCACACAUUGCCACGACGCGAUCAUCAUCCGCAUCACCAUCACGAGAUCAUCUUCAAGGAUCAGCUCAAGCUUCCUCCCCAGGAGCUUCUGAUCUCGAACGGUAGCGUUAACCAAGAUAUUCGUUCUUUCGACAGCCAAAGCCUCAAUAGGCGAAUGUCCGCCCACGUGACGGUACAUCAAGAGAAGCAAAGUCAACCACAACAACGAAGAGCUUCCUAUGCAUUCGUAGCUCCCGAAACCCACACUCUAACCCGAAGAAACUCCAUAACCCACCAACAGGUUCAAAAAGUACAACCAAUGGUCCAAGCGCAACAAUUUCAACAACCUCAGAAGCAACCCCAAGCUCAACCUCAACUCCAACAGCAAACGCAGCCACACUUUCAACCUCUAGUCAAACCUCAACCACCAAUUUUCUCCCAACCUUCACACCCACCGCCACCCUGUCCGAUAACUCCACCCAACAUUCAACCGGUGGACAUGCAGGACGACACAAAAUCGUCCUCCUCGUCGGAAAGUUGCUCUACGUGCGAUUCCGAUAGCGAAAAAGACGACAGAGAAGAGAAGGAAAUUUUCAUAGAUUUUAAGCCCCGAGUGUCCCCAGUGCCAUCCCCGAAUGCGGUAAAAAAGAAAAAGCUUCAAAAGACCCUUUCCGAGGGUGAAAUCCUGCUGGAUCGCAAAAAAACUCGUUCCGUGCCGGACGGUGGCAUCAGUGCCGUUUCGGCCAGUGAAGAACAUCUCAAAUCACAGCAGCAACCGGACACGAAUCUGCAGUUCAGCGAAACACCCAUCAAGGACGAGGGCAUCUUCAUCGGGAGCCCUCCGGCCGAUGUGGACCGCAAAAAGCAAUCCUUCCGUAAGCGAUCGGUUAGCUUGGACGCCCCGGCCGGCAGUGCGGAGGAGCACGAUGGCACGGCCGAGGAGAAGGGCCUACUGGAGGAGCUGGAGGCGGACGCGAAGGAAGACCGCAUGGCAACGGCACCGCCGUCUCCGUCGCGAGAGGAAAAACUCUCGAUCAAAUCGCACUCCUCGCCGUUCCACUCGUCCGAAUCGCUCGUGACCCGGGACAACUCGGACGGCAUCUGGAACGAGUCACAGACGACCAUUAUGACGCCAAGUAUUACCGAAAAUGGGAAGCUGACUCCGUCGUCCAAGCGAAAGCAUUUGCUACUGCAACAUCAACAGCGCAGUUCACUGGACACGGAUGCGCUGGAUAUGGAAGAUAUCGCCGAUCAGCCCCUGCCGCCUUUACCCGUAACCGUGGUGCCAUCAGCGUUGCAGAGCAUUUCAACUACGACACUAACGGCAAUCCCGGCUGCGGUUGUUCUUGCGCCACAGAUAACGUCAACCGCAAUGACGCCCAUCCCUGCUGCCCUUGCGAGUGGCGCAUCGACGACGGUGACGACCGGCAUCGUGAAGCCGACACCGACUAUAGCCGUCAUUCCGUCGCUCAGCAUGGAACGAGAGGAACGUGAGCUGCAGCAGCAAAAGACUGCCACCCUGAGGCGUCCCUCAAGGCCUCUGUCGCCUUCGAAACGACGGGGAAGCGAACAGAAGAAGCUCUCCAAGAUCGAACCACUUAUUCAUCGAUCCCCCGACAGCAACGAACGUAUCGUGCCUAUUCUGAAGGACCAAUCGCCCAUCAGUGACCCAACAACAAUUGCAGCAUCCCCGCAGCAGCCGCCUCCAGAUUUGAUAAAACCGGCAGCACCGACCCCCACUACCCACCCACUGCCAGCGGGCGUUAUGACCUCGGCCCGACCGCAUGCCGGCACCGGCCGCUUCGAGCAGGCCAAACUGAAGGGACUGGAUGACCGUGACCUGUUCGGAGACGGUGGCGCCGGAUCGGAGGGCAGCACGACCGAAGACUACGCUACCUGUACCGACAAUUCCAAGCGUACCGGUUCCGGCCAGACGACGACGGCAGCGGGCGGCCCAGCCAAAGGUAUAUUUAAAAGCACCCUCGUCAUUAGACCAACCACCACCACAACCACCACCAAACCAGUAACAGCCAACGUAACCCAGGAAGGCUCUUCGUUCGAGAGUGCCUCCUCACUGUACAGCCUGGCCCGGGUGGAUGCGAUCUGCGAAGACACCCCGCCGAUUGAGGAGAAAUCGACGGCGCCGCAGAUUCCUCCGCUGCCCCGGCCGUCGCCUGCGCACUCGGUCAGCAGCAGUUCCAGCGGGAGCUUUCAGAUGGCCAGCAAGAAGAGCUCCCCUUCACGUUCCACCAUGCCGAAAACACUGCCAGCUAAGCCAAAAAUCAAACCGGAAUCGAUUUCCGACGACGAACGGAGUGAAAAACGGUACUCUUCCUCGCACGAUGAGAAGGACCUCAAGGGUACGCUGGGCCGACCGACGCGGCGUGGACGCGAUUGGAACGAGGAAGAACGGCGAAGGAAAAAGAGUACCUUCAAGCUGGAGUUCGACAAGGAUUCACUCAAAACCUACACAACUCCGAUGCUGCGACAGGCAAGUCCAGGUUUCAAGAAACUUUCUCCGGAGGAUAAAAGCGCUUUGAGCAUUCUGGAUGGAACCAGUCCAAGCAGCAAACAGAAAAGAUUUCGGCCUAAAACAAGAAAAUCCCCACGAACACGAUCCGCUACGGGAGAUGAAGUCGUCGUCAGUACGCCGCUGCGCCGCAGCAAGACUCCCCUGAGCAGAAGUCCCGAGAAACCUCAAGCGUCGAUGCUGCCAACUCAAAUUGUGACACCCAAGCUGAGCCCCUCGCAGUAUUACUCGCAGCUUAAAAGUCCUCCGUCCGCCGGUUCGCCUCGCAAGCAGAAAAUUUCCCCCGAGAAGAGACUUAAAGCGAUCUCCACGGAGUCGCUUCGAUCGGUUUCCCCCGGAUCGGACUCCGUAUUUUACAGCGAAGGUGACGCUUUGUCUCAGUCCGAGCAGCAAAUCCACUGUCAUCACUGCGGAAAGGAGGUUGAAGUGGUGAGCAUUCCGGGUGAAUCGGAAGAAAGUAUGACGGCCCUCACGCUGGAUUCCACCGAUGGUGACAGGCCGGAUAUCGUUCAACCUCCGGAAGGGUUUGCCGAUUCACCGGAUUGCACCAAGACGCCACAUCAUACCCGACUAUACAAGAAGAUGGACAAGCGAUUUCGCUCCGAAGAUCGACAUGCCGAUCGACGGCAUUACAAACCGAGGCAGGAGUACAGAGCGAAGAGCGAAGAACGCGGCAAGGACGAUACGGAGCCAAACAACCUACGACCAGCAGGAUCUUCACCUUGUGUCGCGCCUGUAGUUCCGCACGGCGAUCACCAGGCCACCGCCGAACCGGAGCAAGGCAUCUACCAUGGUAACUACCGGGCGGGGCUAUGGAUCUGCAUCGCCGAUCGAGACGUGUGGCGACGACACGAUUUGCCCGGUGAAGGAAGCUUCGACAAGCCACCGCGAGAUUUGGCCGAACGACGUGGAUCGACCGAAUCGGAAAAAGAUUUCCGCAAGAAGUAUCAAGCCAUCACGCACCGUUUGGUACAUCGGAAGUCCUGCGUGGAAAUGUACCGUCGGCAGAAUACGAACAGUUUUGAAACGGAUAAAACUGUGGUGGUUUGCAGACAGUCGGGGGAGUUUGGAUUUAGAAUACACGGAUCGAAACCGGUGGUUGUUUCGGCGAUCGAGCCGGACACUCCGGCGGAAACUUCCGGGCUGGAGGUGGGAGAUAUUGUUCUUUCCGUCAAUGGAAUAUCAGUGAUCGAUAAGAGCCACUCGGAAGUGGUGAAAAUUGCUCACGCUGGAAGUGACACACUGGAACUGGAGGUGGCUCGUACGAUCGGAGUUCUUUCGCCGCUGGAAGACACCACGGCAAAUCCUGCGAUUUACUCUGGCUUUCUGUGGCGCCACUCGAACACGACACCGAACAAAUGGGUUCGACGGUGGUUCUCGCUACGGCCUGAUCACUGUUUGUAUUACUAUAAGUCUGAGUUGGAUAACCAACCAAUUGGUGCUAUUAUUUUGACGAACCACAAAGUGGAGCGACUUUCCAUGGAUGCCACUGGGCGUCCAUUUGCGUUUACCGUUAACACAGAGGAAGGAAACAAGGUCCAGCUGGCGGGAGAUACGGAUGAAGCUGCCAGCAGGUGGAUUGCCGUCAUCAGUCAUGCUGCUCAGCAGAGUGACCCUUGGCUGGAGAUUAGUGCACGCAACUUACGGCUGGCAGCUAGUACCGUUCACAAGCCGGACUGCGUUGGUCCCCUCACUAAGCUGGGAAGCAAGUGGCGUUCGUGGACCAAGCGGUACUGCGUACUGAAGGAUGCUGUGUUGUACUUCUAUCAUGACGCGGCUAGCAAGAGUGCAUUUGGAAUGGCCUGCUUGCAAGGUUACAGAGUUCAGCCUUCAUCUGCCGGGGGUAAAAAAUAUGCCUUCGAAAUCGUUCCACCGGAGCUGACUUUGAGGCAUUACUAUUUCCAUGCGGACACUGAAAUGGACAAGAAGCGCUGGGUUGCCGCCCUGGAGUACUCGAUAGAUCGCUGGAUGAAGGCCGGCUGA
Messenger RNA from Sabethes cyaneus, 6456 nucleotides. RefSeq lists its product as uncharacterized. Bases 1 to 6456 code for a protein of 2151 amino acids. The transcript has 21 exons. Gene Ontology annotation, molecular function: protein binding. Lineage: Eukaryota; Metazoa; Arthropoda; Insecta; Diptera; Culicidae. The record is from RefSeq and is a predicted model, not a curated record.